This is a messenger RNA of Ramularia collo-cygni, 3129 nucleotides long. Its product is annotated as related to serine/threonine-specific protein kinase KIN1. Gene Ontology annotation, biological process: microtubule cytoskeleton organization; intracellular signal transduction; protein phosphorylation. The transcript has 2 exons. The coding region runs from base 1 to 3129 and encodes 1042 amino acids. NCBI's taxonomy places the organism in Eukaryota, Fungi, Ascomycota, Dothideomycetes, Mycosphaerellales, Mycosphaerellaceae. Gene Ontology annotation, cellular component: cytoplasm. Gene Ontology annotation, molecular function: ATP binding; protein serine/threonine kinase activity; tau-protein kinase activity. The record is from RefSeq and is a predicted model, not a curated record.
AUGUCGGCCAGCGCUGCAGCUCCGCCGACGCCGCCGCAGACGACUCUACCUCGCACAUCCUCCACGCGCCGGCCUCAGCAGUCCACCGAUCGCCCGCACCGCACCGCCAGUGCGACCGCCCCACGAUCCAGCGGCCCGGCAGGGGAGCGAAGGUCAAUGUCCACGUCACAGGCUCCGGGAACGCCAUCCUCACACUCGCGCACUCCCUCGGCCAACUACGAGCAGGUCGCUCGACAUGACUUUGAGCAGACCAAUGCGCAACCCGUCAGCGGGCACAGGAGCGCGUCCCAGGACCGCCACGCGAAUGGAAAUGGAAACAGCGCAACCCAUCCCGUGAGGAGAGAUUCCCAACGAGCACCAUCCUCGCAGUCGCGCACCCAGUCGCGCUAUGCCGAUCAGCCCACCCCAGCGCCAGUUGUUGCGGAGAGCAAGUCGGCGAGCACGGGCACGACCACGAACCUGCGGCGACGGACGACAAUCGAUGCGCAGACGGGUCAUUGGGAGUUGGGCAAGACAGUGGGAGCAGGCAGUAUGGGCAAGGUGAAAUUGGCUCGGAACAAAGAGACGGGGGAACAGGUCGCCGUGAAAAUCGUUCCCCGGCAGAGCACCGAGACAGAACACCGCACCCAACAGGAGCGCGAGCGUGCAGAGCAUAGCAAGGAGGUUCGCACUGCCCGCGAAGCAGCUAUUGUCACGCUCGUGGACCAUCCGUAUAUCUGUGGCAUGCGCGAUGUACUGCGUACCAAUUACCACUGGUAUAUGCUUUUUGAGUAUGUCAACGGAGGGCAGAUGCUGGACUACAUAAUAAGCCAUGGCCGCCUAAAGGAGAAGCAGGCACGCAAAUUCGGUCGCCAGAUUGCCAGUGCGCUGGAUUAUUGUCACCGCAACAGUAUUGUGCAUCGCGAUCUGAAAAUCGAAAACAUCCUCAUCAGCAAGACUGGCGACAUCAAGAUCAUUGACUUUGGCCUCUCUAACUUGUUCAGCCCCCGGAGUACACUAAAGACUUUCUGUGGAAGUCUGUAUUUUGCUGCGCCGGAGCUAUUGCAGGCGAAGCAGUACACGGGUCCCGAAGUCGAUGUUUGGAGCUUUGGGAUUGUGCUCUAUGUACUCGUUUGCGGUAAGGUCCCGUUCGACGACCAGAGUAUGCCGCAGCUCCACGCAAAGAUCAAGAAGGGCGUGGUGGAGUAUCCGCCAUGGCUGAGUCCAGAAUGCCGUGGGCUAAUCUCUCGUAUGCUGACCACGAACCCUGUCGAACGUGCAACAAUGCACGAGGUCUUGAACCACCCCUGGAUUACCAAAGGAUCCAGCGGCCCACCCGAGACUUAUUUUCCAAUCCGCAAACCAUUACAGCUUCCAUUGGACCCUGCCGUUGUUGCGAAAAUGACUGGCUUCGAUUUCGGAGACGCUGAGCUCAUCACAUCACAACUGACAAAAGUCCUUGAAUCGGAAGAUUACCAGCGUGCUGUUCGGCUGCAAGAGAAACGAAAUGUACACCCCCUAGCGGAGGUAGACCAGAAGCGUGGCGUUUUUGCGUUUUACAAGCGUAGAAGCUCGGCUACCAGUCGAGACACUCUGAGCCCGCCAUCGAGCGAAGCUAUACAGUACGGAUCCGAUCCUGUAAACGCUUUCCACCCCCUGGUGUCUAUAUACUACUUGGCACAAGAAAAGAUGGAGAGAGAAGCCCGAGAAAAGAAUCCAGGCGGCUUGACCAUGCCGAGGGUCCCUGGAGAAAAUCCCCUGAACGUGCCUGAAUUGGCUGCUCCCGAAGCGGCAUACACAAAUCAUUCCACAUACGAGAUGGCCGGCGAGAAACCGACUGGGGGCCGAUCCAGACCUCGCGCUCGAACCCACGGCGAAGAUGAUCUAUCGCAAGAUAUGCAGGGUGUUAGCAUAAAUGCGACACCCACGAUUGUGGAACCUGAGCAGAGGUCAUCGGGUCAUAGCCGGAAGGAGAGUACUGCAGCUGGACUGUUGCGACGAUUCAGCAAGCGUGAAAAGAGCGAAAGACCUAGCCAUCCCCCACCUGCACUUGACAAGUACAAUGCUGCAAACGAUACACCGAGGAAGAGCUUCAGCAUGCGUCGUGCGCGGGAUUCGAGUCAAACGCGGGACGCCACCAGACCGGAAACUGCGGCUAGCAAACAGAGCGAGCUCCUGACGCCCCCGCUUACUGACGCUACCAACGAGAGAAGCUCAAAGCGCUCACAUGGGCUCGGCAGGUCUGUUAGUGUCAAUUCGAGCGACAUAAGGAGACGCUUGACUAGGCGUGGAGUUUCCGAGGGCUCGUCAAAUCGACCUGCGCAACAAAAGCCUGCGCCCGAAAGGAAAGUUUCGUUUGAUCGGCAAAGUAACAGCCUUCGGGAUGCGCAAUCUGAUGCGGAACCGAGUCGACCGCCGGCUACGAUGGCCAACAGAGCCAAGUCCAUGGGUCAUUCGYGUAAAGAAAGCAUGCUAGUCCGGCGAGCCCGGCGGGAGCAGGCUCGCACCGCGGAUGUUCCUGAGGAGACGGACCAGGACAUGCUGGAUGAGGUUGACAGUAAAGAGCAGCGUGAUGGAUCCGGUAGCAUGUCUUCUGGGAUGAAACCUGUGUUCCUAAAGGGCCUCUUCAGUGUCAGCACAACGAGUAGCAAGCCACUCGUCAUCAUCCGCCAGGACAUCAUUCGAGUGCUCAGAGAGCUAGGCGUUGACUUCAGGGAGAUCAAAGGCGGCUUCGCAUGUCGACAUSCACCUAGUAUCGUGCCACCAGCGGAUGAGACAGCACCGUCUGGAGCACAGCUGGAUAAUAGUCAGCGCCGCAGGAUCAGCUAUGGUGGUAGCCGAGCUCCUGGCGCGGACGAGUCAUCGCAUACAGGUCCGAGACCGAAAGCAAGCUAUACGCAGUCCGAGGAUGACUCAGAAGAGGAGUCAAGAGCAGACGGGACCGGCAGAGGUGAAAGGAUUCGACCCGCCGGCGAGACCAGCACGCACGUGCAGUCGGAUCUAGGCGCACAGAUGACGCUGCGAUUCGAGAUAUUUGUUGUAAAGGUCCCGCUCUUGUCGCUCCACGGUAUCCAAUUCAAGAAAGUGGAUGGAGGGACCUGGCAAUACAAGAACAUGGCACAGAAAGUGCUAGGGGAGCUGAGGCUGUAA